Ipomoea nil (Japanese morning glory) is the source of this 1378-nucleotide messenger RNA. Its product is annotated as heat stress transcription factor B-4. Gene Ontology annotation, molecular function: RNA polymerase II cis-regulatory region sequence-specific DNA binding; DNA-binding transcription factor activity. The record is from RefSeq and is a predicted model, not a curated record. The coding region runs from base 326 to 1378 and encodes 350 amino acids. The transcript is spliced from 2 exons. Gene Ontology annotation, biological process: regulation of transcription by RNA polymerase II. Gene Ontology annotation, cellular component: nucleus. Lineage: Eukaryota; Viridiplantae; Streptophyta; Magnoliopsida; Solanales; Convolvulaceae.
GACAUUAAGGAAGAGUUUGUGUCACGGGUUUGUAUCGAGAGGCUCUUAUUCCCAGAGUCCCAGACAAAAAGACACAUAUUCUCUCUUCUCUUCUUCCUAGCUUACAUCAAACACCCACCCUACCAUAUAUAUGGAUCUCCCCCUCCAUUGAAAAAAAUAUAUAUAUACAUAUAUACAUGUAUAUAUAUAUAUAUAACUCCGUCCUCUCCGAACUCCAGUCCACAUUUCAGAUCAGACAGGGUUCCAUCCAUAAACCUACGACUCAUAGUCUCACCUUAAACCCCACAAACUGCUACAAUAAGUUUCAGAAGAAGUAGCUUCAAUAAUGGCGUUGAUGCUAGACAACUGUGAAGGCAUAUUACUAUCGUUGGACUCCCACAAAUCAGUCCCGGCUCCGUUUCUGACCAAAACGUACCAGCUCGUCGACGACCCGGCCACCGACCACAUCGUAUCUUGGGGAGAAGACGACACCACCUUUGUCGUGUGGCGGCCGCCGGAGUUCGCCCGUGACCUCCUCCCCAACUACUUCAAACACAACAACUUCUCCUCCUUCGUCCGCCAACUCAACACCUACGGUUUUAGGAAGGUUGUGCCGGACAGAUGGGAAUUCGCGAACGAAUUCUUCAAGAGAGGAGAAAAGCAUUUGUUGUGUGAGAUCCACCGGAGGAAGACGGCGCAGCCGCAGGUGGCGGUUGACCACCUCCACCACCACCAUCCCAUGAACGAACCGAGUUUCUUCUCGGCGUAUAACCCGGGCAGGCUCAGCGUCUCGCCGCCGGACUCCGACGAGCAGUUGACGGCGAACAACAACGCGUGGUGCGACUCGCCGUCUUUCGCUUCCUCCACCGUGAUUUCGGCGGGGAACAGCGGCGGCGGCGGCGGUUACAACAACGGGUCCGUGGCGGCGCUGUCGGAGGACAACGUGCGGCUGAGAAGAAGCAACAAUAUGCUGAUGUCAGAGUUGGCUCACAUGCGGAAGCUUUACAACGACAUUAUCUACUUCGUUCAAAACCACGUCAAACCCGUCACCCCCAGCAGCAACUCGUACCCGUCGCCAUUAAUAACCCAGAAACCACUGAGUCAACUCGUUACCUAUCCCCAUCCCCAUCCCCCCACAAAACACCAACCCGUUUUCAAUCUCAGCUCCCCGACCAAAACUUCACAGAGCAGCGUCACUCUCGUGGAAGAUCCGCCGGCGGCAGAUUUGUGCCGGACAAAACUGUUCGGUUUCCCACUCCAGUCAAAGAAAAGGCUCCACCCAGAUCAAUACUCUCCGCCGUCAUCCAUGGAGGCGGCGGCGGCGGCGGCGCACAAGGCUCGAGUUCUGGUCUUGGAGAAAGAUGACUUAGCCUUGCAUCUCAUGCCCCCUUCAUGUUAG